AUGGCCGUCGGCGCGUCGCUUUUGACCGCGUGCGCGUCCCUGGUGUGCGUCGCGCUGGUCCCGCUGCUCGCGUCCACCAAAGGAAGCAGCUCGUCGUCGUCAUCGUCGACACCGACGUCCAAGAGGAGGAGCACCAGGAACAGGAAGGACGCCUCGUGGGCCGCGCCGUCGCAGGGCCUGGUGCGAACGCUCUCGGCGUUCGCGGUCGGCGCGUUCCUCGGCGACGCGUUCCUCCACCAGCUCCCGCACGCCUACGCCCACGCCGCGACGUCGCGAGGCGGCGACGGCGGCGGCGGCUUCGCGUCGGAGCUGUGGUCCAACCGCGCCGGCCUCGCCGCGGUGGUCGGCGUCGUCGCGUUCCACCUCGUGGAGCGCGCCGUGGACGCCCACGGGCACGGGUGCCACGGAAGACGAACCGUCGCGCGACGCAAGAAGGACGACGACAUAUGCGGUGAAGAAGAAAGGAUCGAACCCAAGGAUCAAACCCAAAGGAAAGAAACGCUCGGGUACCUCAACCUCGUCGCCGACGCCGUGCACAACUUCACCGACGGCGCCGCGGUGGGCGCCGCGUUCCUCGCGGGCGGACCCGCGGCGGGGUACGCCAAGACGCUCGCCAUGCUUGCGCACGAGGUGCCGCAGGAGAUCGGGGACUUUGGGGUGUUGGUGAGUGCGGGGUUCAGCGUCUUUGACGCGCUCCGGCUAAAUUUCGCCGCGGCGUCGACGGCCGUGGCGGGGACCCUCGUGGCGCUCGUCCUGUGCGACGAUUCGGGUCACGGCGGGCGUUAUAAACCGACGUGGAUCGACGGCGCGUGCGUCGAGGGGUUCACCGCGGGCGGGUUCGUGUACGUCGCGGCGGCGACGAUGCGGGGGAUCGGGGACGCGGGGGAAGGAUGGCGGGAGGUCGCGGCGACGACGGGCGCUAUUUUCUUCGGGAUUUUCGCAUGCGCGGCGAUACACGCGCUCGGCGCGUGCGACCACGGGCAUUGA
Micromonas commoda is the source of this 987-nucleotide messenger RNA. Its product is annotated as zinc permease family. The transcript has a single exon. Gene Ontology annotation, cellular component: membrane. NCBI's taxonomy places the organism in Eukaryota, Viridiplantae, Chlorophyta, Mamiellophyceae, Mamiellales, Mamiellaceae. Bases 1 to 987 code for a protein of 328 amino acids. Gene Ontology annotation, molecular function: zinc ion transmembrane transporter activity. Gene Ontology annotation, biological process: zinc ion transmembrane transport; intracellular zinc ion homeostasis. The record is from RefSeq and is a predicted model, not a curated record.